CCCGUAAUGAAUAAACAGGUGUUUGGGAAAGAUUGCAAGCAACACUCAACAAAACGUGGAAAUGAAAAGAAUAAAGUCAUCUCGCCAAAAAACCGAUGCUAACUAUUCAACAAACAUUCGGAAGCAUAGUAGAUCCAUUAUAUUGUCCACUGAUUACGAUUUCUCACACAAUCACACACACGCUCUCAUUUCGCAUAUAAAUACUAACAGAAAAAAUGAACAAGAAAGCUUUAUCAAUUUUGAUGCGCGCCAGAAUGAAGCCUCACGAUCGACCUAACCUUUCUCUCUCUCCUCUCCCUACAACUAACGCAGCGAGCAAAAUGCAGCAGCAGAACUCACACAAACCGCCAACAGAAGGGAAUUCAGCACCUAAUGAUUCAGGAAACUCCGAGAGUGAGUUUAAGCGCGUCAAUGCCUCAAUGCAGUCUGCAAUUUCAAUGAACAAAACGGAGGUUCUAGAUGAUGUGCUUAAUAACUUCUCUGAGGGCUAUUUUACACUUUCUGAUGAAAACCGCCGCAAGUUGCUCCUUGUCCUUGCUAGAGACUAUGAUCUCAAUAGAUCACAAGUUCGCGAACUGAUAAAACAGUAUCUUGGACUUGAACUUCCUGCUGACAAAGCUCAAGCGAACGGAUCUGAAGAAGAAGGCUUGUUUUCUUCUUUCUAUCGCAUUGAACGGAAUUUGAGGCAUGCCCUACAGCCAGUUUAUGAAGUUCUCUUUGAUCGACUCAACACACAUCCUGGAGGGUUGAGAUUCUUAUCCAUUCUUCGAGCAAAUAUCUUGUCUAUUCUCACAGAGGAAAAUAUUGCUUCUCUGAGAGCAUUGGAUUCUUGUUUAAAAGAAAAACUUAGUACAUGGCUCAGUCCUGCUGCAUUAGAGCUACACCAAAUUACAUGGGAUGAUCCUGCUUCCCUGCUGGAGAAAAUUGUUGCUUAUGAAGCUGUGCACCCUAUAAGCAACCUUCUAGAUCUUAAGAGAAGGCUUGGAAUUGGACGUCGUUGUUUUGGAUAUUUACAUCCAGCAAUUCCUGGCGAACCUUUGAUUUUCAUUGAAGUUGCACUAAUGAAGAAUGUGGCUCAAACUAUACAGGAAGUUUUGUGGGAUAGCCCUCCUAUACCUGAAAGUGAGGCAACAAGUGCAUUGUUUUACUCUAUAUCAUCAACUCAGCCUGGCUUAGCGGGGAUCAACUUGGGAAAGUUUCUUAUCAAACGUGUUGUAAAACUGGUGAAAAGAGAGAUGCCACAUAUUUCUACCUUUGCAACUCUCAGUCCCAUCCCAGGAUUCAUGACAUGGCUCUUAUCCAAGUUGGCAUCUCAAACAGUGCUUGCUGAAGGAGACAUGUCACAACCAGUGGCCGAGGGAUCUGCUUCCACAUUCUUUGAGAACAUACUUAAACCUGAUGAAGAAGAAGCACUUAUGAGUUUGCCUAAAGAUAUUGCCACAGGGAAAAACGGAAUGGAAGUGCUAUUCAACCUUCUUACUUCUACAUCCUACAAAUGGAUCCAUUCUCCGGAAACUUUGUCAGCACUAAAUCCCCCUUUGAUGUGUUUAUGUGCCAGAUACCUUCUGCUAGAGAAGAAAAGAGGAAAAGCUUUGGACUCUGUAGCAAAUUUCCACUUGCAAAAUGGAGCGAUGGUUGAAAGAAUAAAUUGGAUGGCAGACCUAUCAGAAAAAGGCCUUUCUCAAAGUGGAGGCAUCAUGGUGAACUAUGUAUAUAGUCUGGAUAACAUAGAAGAAUAUGCUCAUUCAUACUUCAGCAACGGCGUAAUCCAUGCUUCAAGUAAUCUUCAACGCCAUGUUGAGCCAGAGUGACAAAUAAUAAAUACGUCUUCUUCUCAGAGUUUACCUGAUGCUUUUAUCAAAACAAUGGAACGAAUGCAUACAAGUCCACAGUUGAGGAACCUUGUAGUUUUAAUUAUUGAUAUUUCUGUACAGAUAAUACAAGGCAGCUGAAUAGGUAUCUAAUCCAAUUUGUUGGUGAAAUACGACAGGAAACAGAAUUCUAAACUUCCAUGUUAUUUUUGUCAUUGAUGAUGCUACUCUUACAAAAGGUAUAUAAGAAAAAAGCUAGGAUGAAUAGUUCAUGCUUAGGAAAACUAAAGCAGUAUAAUGUGAUAUUGUUAUGUUUAUACCAUACUGAAAACAUAUCAUAUCCUUUAGUGAAGAUGAUGGAACUAAUGGGCUGCAUGACAAUGAGAUCGCUGAAGUCAGGCCCAAACCAAUUGUGCGGUAGGUUUACACACGUAGAGGAAAGAAAGGUCUAGAGGGAAAUGACACCCAAAGUCCAAGUAAGUGGGGAGUUACAGAAUGAGGGAAUAUAUUGUGAAGGAAAGGUAGUAGGAGGUUAUCAUUUUUAUGGUUGAAAUUGUAAUAGGAGAAUAUUUUCUCUGGAGGAGCUACUACUCGUGAUUACUUGUAACUGAUUAUCUAUCCAAUCUAUCCAAUUAAUUUAAUAAUCACCAUUCUAUUUAUCCA
Messenger RNA from Lathyrus oleraceus (garden pea), 2474 nucleotides. RefSeq lists its product as uncharacterized. Gene Ontology annotation, biological process: fatty acid biosynthetic process; malonyl-CoA catabolic process; acetyl-CoA biosynthetic process. The transcript is spliced from 16 exons. Gene Ontology annotation, cellular component: mitochondrial matrix; peroxisomal matrix. The record is from RefSeq and is a predicted model, not a curated record. Gene Ontology annotation, molecular function: malonyl-CoA decarboxylase activity. Bases 216 to 1811 code for a protein of 531 amino acids. Lineage: Eukaryota; Viridiplantae; Streptophyta; Magnoliopsida; Fabales; Fabaceae.